Linum tenue is the source of this 1582-nucleotide messenger RNA. The record is from the annotation of a GenBank genome assembly. Lineage: Eukaryota; Viridiplantae; Streptophyta; Magnoliopsida; Malpighiales; Linaceae.
AUUCUGGUCUCUUGUCCGGCUUCAAUCUCCAUGUGAUAGGGAAACUGAGCUCUGGAAACAAGGAAGCAAAACCCUAACUUCAGCACAGUAGCAUCGGAAGCAACGCAAAUAUGGCUUUGGCAAUCUCGAAUGCCUUUCACUGCACCAAACCCCGAAUUCCGCAAGGCAAUUUGAACCUGAGAAGUACAGUUACGAGAUUGCAGCCCUCCUUCGUUAGGUUCUCUUCUAGAGCUCCAUGGACUGGAAGACUUGUUUGCUCGGCUGCUUCUGCUGCGGGGAGCUCUAGCCCAGACAGUGAUUUGAAUCCAUAUGAGGUCCUUGGUGUUAACCCCCUUGCUGGGUUUGAUGCUGUCAAGUUAGCUCAUAAGAAAAAGCGCAAGGAGGCAGAGAGUGUGGGUGAUGAAUCCACUGUUGCCCAGCUUGACAAGGCAUAUGAUAAGCUGAUGAUGGCACAGCUGAAAAAUCGAAAGGAGGGUGUGACAUAUGGUUCCUUCAAGGUCUCAAAGGACAUUAAAUAUGCUGAUAAGCAGCCUAUCGUGCCAUGGGGACCGAGGUUUACCAAGUCAAGCCAGACUGAUUUGCAGAUCAACUUGGCGAUAUCUGCUGUAUUUGUAAGUAGCAAAGUCAGUUAUUCUGUUCUGACAGUCUUUUUAUUGCAGACAGCUUGGAUUCUGUUCAAACGCAGUGCUGAAUACAAGCCUUUGCAGUUUCUGACUUUUGCAUUUGUAUACCGCGUUUUUGAGAAGUUAAAGUCCUAUGAACCAUCUGUAUCACCAACCCUUACAGAAGAGGGUGUGGACGAUGGCAGAGCACUAAGAAUGGGAAAGCGGCUUCUCCGAUCUCUUGCACUAGUUUUUGGCUGCAUUGCUUUUGCUUCUCUGGCUUACACUGGGGUCUUGAAUUUGAUCGAGUACGCGGGUGGUUUCAUACCUGUAUUCCUAUACAACAAUCAGGAAUUGAUAAUCACUGCUUCAUCAGCAAUCUCUUUAUACAUUUUGGCUUCGUAUUAUCGAUGAUGCAUCAGCAGAAAGAGCUGCAGGAGCUGUCUACUACAAACAGCAAAUUUGUUAGGGUUGAAUGUCUGAUUAAGUGGGGCUGGUAGCUUUUGCUAUCAGAUUUCGUUCAUUUAUUUGCUUUUAACUACAAGUUUCAUUCGGCUCUGGAUCGCGUGCCAUUAACUUACGGCAAAUAUUAUUGAUUGGUACUAGGAGGAGAGUAAUAGGAAAAGGGAAAAAGUUUUGCUCUUUUAUAGCAUUGGCUUGGAUGCAUUUUGUUUGUGUUAAUGUCCAGCUAAUUUCGAGUUGAGGAAGGUUCUGCCAGGUGUUAACUAUGGUCUCUGCCCCGCCAUCUCCGAGUAAUGAAUUUCCUCGACAGAAAGAAACUCCGUUGGCAAUCAACUAGUGGGUGUAAGCUUGACCGAGAAGAUCCACUGACCUGUCCCGUCCCGUCCCUGAGGGUUGAGACGAGUUAGUUUGUCUAUAGGGUUAGAUUAGGGACGGGUCAUUUGUCGACCCUGUAAGGGUUGAGACGAGUAGGGAUAAAUUAGGGAUGGAUCACUUUUUGAUCCUGUGACCCUUAGCAA